Sordaria macrospora k-hell is the source of this 435-nucleotide messenger RNA. RefSeq lists its product as uncharacterized. The record is from RefSeq and is a predicted model, not a curated record. Lineage: Eukaryota; Fungi; Ascomycota; Sordariomycetes; Sordariales; Sordariaceae.
AUGUCUACCAAAUUGCCGAAGACACCGCCGUCUUUCGAAAAGGUCGACGAAGGCAAGGGCGAGACGAAAAGAGCCAUAGACGAGGUUAUCGAUACGCCAGAAGCCCUGAAGAGGGCAGCGAAGAGGACUAAGAGUAUCGUGGAGGAGAUGAGCGAGAAACCCAACGGUGGCGACCAGGUCGUAGACAACUCUAGCGACCCUCUGGGCAUCGAGGACACUCGUCCGAAUAUCAAAAGGGAAUCGGCAGACGAGCCUCGCCCGAGUGUCGAAAGGGAAGAGUCAGCCGACCCUCCCCUCUGGGACAUCUCAGACUUCGGUUGUCACGAGCAUGCCGAGGAGAAGAAGGGAUCCAAUGAGCAUAUGGUGGAGAAAAGCUCACCAAGCGGCACUCCAAGGCCAAGCAACGUAAAGGCAAAGUCCACCGAGAGCUCGUAG